Molecule: messenger RNA, 1636 nt
Organism: Bombus terrestris (buff-tailed bumblebee)
Lineage: Eukaryota; Metazoa; Arthropoda; Insecta; Hymenoptera; Apidae
Product: katanin p60 ATPase-containing subunit A-like 2
Exons: 7
Molecular function (GO): ATP hydrolysis activity; ATP binding
Source: RefSeq, a predicted model, not a curated record
UCGUAUCCAUCUUACUAUAUAGUAGACAGGACUCGACUAUUCCAUCAUUAUAUUCGCACCCUGCUUAUGUGUGCGAACAAAUCGUUCGUCUCCUGUUUGAUGCUCAGUUUUCAACGGAGUUGAAGGGAAACUUUAUAAGAGAAAGGAAGUUACGGAUUGUCUCAAAGUGAUAAACGAAAAUUCUCGUAACUAUCGAAAAACGAUAGUCAAUACAAGGAUAUCAUUAUCACAUUUAAAACUAUCACAAUGAACGGUGAUUCGUCGCAGCAAGGUACCACGAAUAAGAUAUCUCAAUCUAAAGAGAUAUGUUGGCAUUAGCGAUGUAUUAAUCCGGGAAGCUCGUCUAUCUCGGAAAUAUCGAGUCUGGGACAACGUCAAUUUGGAAAUUAUUCUUAGAGAAUAUGAAAAUUAUUACAAGAUAAAAUUCCAAAAAUAUCCUAUAUUGUGUAAGAAAAUAACUGAAAAGGAAAUAAAGACGAGGGAAAUGACAAAUGCGAACAAAGUCAAACAAACGAGAAGUGAGUCUGUAUCUGGGUCUGUCGAAGGGAGGAAUGCACAACAGAAGAUGAGGGGUGAUGCUACCGAUGAUAUUAAUCUUGCAAUGACAGUGACAACAAUUUCUGCCAAUGAAAACGAUGGAUCUUCAUCAGAAGAGCUUCAUCAAAGAGCUUCAUUUAACGUCUCAAUGGAACAAUCCAGGCAAUCAAAGAUAUCAAAAUGUGCUCGGGACCUUUAUAUAGACAAUCCAGAAUUGCAGAAGAUUGCUCAAGACAUUUUAUCUGAAAUCAUACUGAAAGAAUUAAAUGUAUAUUGGGACAACAUUGCAGGCCUAGAGGAAUGUAAAUCUGCCAUUAAGGAUGCCAUUGUGUAUCCCCUUAAAUACCCUAUCUUUUUUAAAGGCCCAUUUGCUCCCUGUAAAAGUAUUCUGCUAUAUGGACCACCUGGUACAGGGAAGACGAUGUUGGCGAAGGCAGUCGCAACAGAAUGCCAAUGCACCUUUUUUAACGUAACGACCAGCUCAUUGGUGGACAAAUGGAGAGGUGAUUCCAAGAAGUAUAUCCGUGUUUUAUUUGAACUUGCCUAUAAUAAUUCGCCUACAAUUAUUUUUAUCGACGAGAUUGACUGCAUAGGAACAAAUAAAGGAGUAAAGUAUACAUUGUCUGAAUCUGCAAAGACAUUCAGAUCAGAACUUCUUUUUAGAUUGGAUAGAUUAGUAAUUAACAAAAAUUCUGAUGUAGUUCUUUUGGCCGCAACUAAUUGCCCUUGGGAUAUUGAUGCAACUUUACGCAGACGCCUUGAAAAGAAUAUAUACGUAUCAUUACCAAACGAAGUUACUCGAUUUUAUAUGUUCAAAUUAUACCUUAGCAACCGAUUAUUAGAGAAUAUGGAUAUUGUGAGUCACAUAAUAAAAUCUACUGAAAAAUAUUCUUGUGCUGAUAUAAAAUUGCUUUGUACGCAAGCAUGGCUGCUAGAAAUGAAUCCAAUGUUUAAAAGACUUGAAAAAGGAGAAACAUCUACUACGACUUUGAAAUAUGAAUUAAAGAAUUAUAAAAUAAUAGCAAAAUUGUUAAAAAAAAUGUCACCUACAGUUACGAAUGUGGAUAGAUAUGAAGCGUGGAAAAAAUAUGUAUGCCAU